CGAUACCGAUUAAGGCAGUGCAGUUUCGCAAAACAUAUCGCAUGUCAUCGAUCGAUAUAUCGAUACGCAACCACAAAUGUCGUCGUGCGCUACAUAAUUGUUUAAUAAACAAUUAAUCACUUAAUAUAAACAAAACUAGUGCGAAUAGUGGUAUAUGUGUGAUGUAAAAAUAAAUGCAGCUCAAAUUGCCAUACGAGAGAGACAGCGAGAGCACAGCAAAGCAGCACUUACCUCACUCACCUACGACGAUCCGCAACAACAAAAACAACAAACAUAAUAUUAACAGCAAAAGCAACAACAACAAUAACAAAAAAACAACGUAAAUUUGCAACGCAAUCAGAAAUACAACAAAAACUAGAAAAAAACUAACAAAUAAAUAAAUUAAAAAUAACAACAACAAUACGAAAAAAGCGGAAAAAUACGGAAAAAGAAUAAUUCUCAGCUGAGGCAAAUAAACAGUAAUAAAAAAAAACCCAAAAAAAGAGAAAACAUAUGUACAACGUUGCGUGAGAGAGUGACUUUUGAUGGUGUGCGCGCGCGACAGUGCGAGCGAGCGAGAGCGAGAGAGGGUCGUAGGCAAAGGUGGUUAGCCAUAACAAAAACAACAACAAGAACAACAGCAGCAGCAACAACAUCACGACAGCAUAAGCGAGACCUUGAAAACUUUAAAGAAAAGCAAAAAUAUAUAUAUGUAUGUAUAUAUGUAUAUUUAUAUCAAAUAUUAAAAACUAAUAGAAGAGCAAACAUCGUGAGAGGGAGAGAGAGAGCCAGCCAGCAGCAGCACUAGCAUCAGCAGUACCAGUGGAAGUAGGGAGUGCGAGUGCGAGUGAGAGAACACUCCCCAUCCUGUUAUGGAGAGUGACGAUUUCCAUUUUCCGCAAGGCGCCAAUUAGCGAAGGGGAACGGGUAACGGGUAACGGUGGAAAACCAUAAGAACGUUUCAAUCAAAAGCAAGGCAAAAACAAUUUACCCCCACACACACACAUACACACCACCACCACCAGAACACACACACAUAAACUAGUAACGUGCGCAAUGGCCGCAGCAGAGACAGCAACAGCCGCUGCCGCCGUAGACGUCGCAGCAGCUGCCGUGGGCUCCGGCUCAGGAGCGGCGGCGGCUGCCUCGGAGGCAGCCAAUGGCCGAGAGGCCCGAAAUCUGGCCGAAAAGCAGCGCCGGGACAAGCUCAAUGCCAGCAUCCAGGAGCUGGCCACCAUGGUGCCACAUGCAGCCGAAUCCUCGCGCCGCCUGGACAAGACGGCCGUCCUGCGCUUCGCCGCCCACGGCCUCCGGCUGCAGUAUGUGUUCGGCAAGUCGGCCACACGGCGUCGGAGGAUACUCUGCCUGAAGGGUGUGUCGUCGCAGGAGUCGAGCGGCGGCAGUCCAGCGGCGGCCGGCACACAGAAUCCCAGUCUCCAUCUGACGGACACACUGAUGCAGCUGCUCGACAGCUGCUUCAUUACCAUCACCUGCAAUGGCCAGAUCGUGCUGGUCUCCUCCAGCGUGGAGCAGCUGCUGGGCCACUGCCAGUCGGAUCUGUAUGGGCAGAAUCUGCUGCAGAUCACGCAUCCGGAUGACCAGGCCCUGCUCCGACAGCAGCUCAUUCCACGCGACAUCGAGACGCUGUUCUAUCAACAGCGCCAGACGACGCAUUCGCAGAAACGACAGCCGCAGCAGCAGCACCGCUCGACGUCCACAUCGGUCUCCGUUUCGGACAGCGAUGUGGAGGAGGAUGCCGACGAGGAGGCGGACCCGGAGAACGAGGAUAUGCCAGCGGAUGACCAAGACGACUGCGAAGAGCUCUACCCGCGUCGCAGCCCCAGCCCCCGUACCAUUGCCCAUCUGGCGGCCAUCGACGAGAGGCUACGCUCGGACCGGCGCUGCUUCACCAUUCGUGUGGCGCGCGCCUCCACCCGCGCCGAGGCGACCCGCCAGUACGAGCUGGUGAAGAUCGACGGCUGCUUUCGGCGCAGCGACUCCUCGCUGACGGGCGGGGCGGCCGCCAAUUAUCCAAUUGUCUCGCAGCUGAUCCGAAGGUCGCGCAACAACAAUAUGCUGGCAGCGGCCGCAGCAGCAGCGGCGGCAGCGGCCGAGGCGACGGCAGCAGCAGCAGCGGCGGCCAUCACCGGUUGCCUGCCCCAGCACGAUGCCAUUGCCCAGGCGGCACUGCAUGGCAUCAGUGGCAACGACAUCGUCCUGGUGGCCAUGGCCCGUGUGCUGCGCGAGGAUCGGGUCCGGGCAGAGUCGCCCGAGUGCGAGGACUUCGGCUCCAGUCUGCUCUACCGCCAGCCGGAACCGUACCAGCUGGAGUAUCGGACGCGGCACCUCAUCGACGGCAGCAUCAUUGACUGUGAUCAAAGGAUUGGCCUGGUGGCGGGCUACAUGAAGGAUGAGGUGCGAAAUCUCAGUCCCUUCUGCUUCAUGCAUCUGGACGAUGUCCGCUGGGUGAUUGUGGCUCUGCGGCAGAUGUACGACUGCAACAGCGACUACGGCGAGAGCUGCUACCGUCUGCUGUCGCGCAAUGGCCGCUUCAUCUACCUGCAUACGAAGGGAUUUCUGGAGAUCGAUCGCGGCAGCAACAAGGUGCACUCAUUCCUGUGCGUCAAUACGUUGCUGGACGAGGAGGCCGGACGGCAGAAGGUGCAGGAGAUGAAGAACAAGUUCUCGACCAUCAUCAAGGCGGACGUGCCGACACAGAGCAGCAGUCCGGAUCUGCCCGCCUCCCAGGCGCCCCAACAGCUGGAACGGAUUGUCCUGUACCUCAUUGAGAAUCUGCAAAAGAGCGUGGAGUCCGAGUCCGGGGGUGGGCAGCCGAUGGAUACCAGCAUGCUGGACGACGGCUAUAGCUCACCGGCCUCCUCGUCGGCCACCAUGCUCACCCUGGAGGAGAUGGCCCCAUCGCCCACACAGUCCCAGUCGCAGAACCAGUUGGCCCUGGUGCCGCCAGCACCCAGUUCUGUAAAGAAUUCCAUCUCGAAGUCGGUGAGUGUGGUCAAUGUGACGGCUGCCCGCAAGUUUCUCUAUCAGCGGGAGCAGCAGGAGCAGCUGCAGCGGGAGCAAUCCGCCACUGGGGUCAUCCGACAGCUGAGCAGCUGUUUAAGCGAGACGGAAACCAGCUCGAUGCUCUCACCCGCCAGCAGUGUCAGCGGUGAUAUACCGGAUACCCCCGAUCCCAAUAGUAAUACUCCGCCUCCUCCCCACCUCCAUCUGCAAUCGCAUACCCAUCCUCAGAACCAGUCCCAGUCCCAGUCCCAGUCCGCUGUUCAGGCGAGGCCCAGUGUGCUACACAAGUCACCGGCCACGCCCACAACCACUCAGCUGAGGGCGGCAUUGACGAGUGCGCUGCAAUGACCAGACGGAUGAGGUGGUGGAGGAGCAAGACGCAGGAGGAAAAGGCGACGGUGGCGGCCAAGGAAGAUCCAUGUCCAGUGUUGUGAAAUGCUUGUUUGCCUUCCAAGUGAAAAGAAAAACUUUGUUAGCAUCGUUAUGUAAUAAAUAGAAUAGUGUAUAUAUGUAUGCAUGAAUGUGUGAGUGUGUGUGUGUGUGUGCGUCCAGUGUUCGGGUCCACAAACUCGCUCCCUCCCCUCCACCACCCAAUAUCUACUCAUUAACAGUUAGAACAUCGAUUUGAUGCCAAUCGAUCCGAGCCUAUCGCUAUCGCAUCAAUCACACCACCCAAACACCCACCCACCCACACACAGCCCAGUGCAGUGCAGUCCAGUCAUCCAUCCGUUUCACUCUAACCCACGUCCGAAGCCUGGCUUCAGAGAGAUGUCAAAGCAAUACUCAUCCGAACACUGAGAGAGUGAGAGAUAGAGAGAGCGAGAGCGAACAGGUGUUGAUGGUGUGCGGGGGGGGAUGGAGAGCGAUCAGCCAGUGGGGCAGAGAGAGAAAGAUAUAGAGGAGUACAGUGAAACAUCCCUGUUAAGGGACAAUCUGCCAUGGAAGCCAUACAAAAAGCAGGAGGGAAGGCGCGUUACAAACAAAUGGUCGAAAUCUAUAUGCCGGAGCCAUAGAGAAUUUCACUAGUAUGCAUAUCUCUCUCAAAAUUUGAGUCUUGUUUUCAAGUUCAUUAUCUCGAAAAUUGGGCAACAUUGUAUGCUUAAAAAGCAAAAUAAUCAAUUUAUUUGUAAUUUCGAAUGUUCCGAUCAAAUGUUGCGUUAGUGAAAUUGAGACCAAGGCUGAUUUUCGUACUCCCCCCUCUCCCAUCCGCCCUUCCCCCUCCAUCCAUUAUCAAAGCCUUUGCCAUUGUCCUUGAGGCAGAGAGAGAGUGUUCUUAUCAGAUAUGGGCUGUUUUUUCGUUUGUUUGUUUUGUUUUUGUUUUUUU
Drosophila pseudoobscura is the source of this 4327-nucleotide messenger RNA. RefSeq names its product Methoprene-tolerant (gene Met). Gene Ontology annotation, cellular component: nucleus; aryl hydrocarbon receptor complex. Gene Ontology annotation, biological process: regulation of transcription by RNA polymerase II. Lineage: Eukaryota; Metazoa; Arthropoda; Insecta; Diptera; Drosophilidae. The record is from RefSeq and is a predicted model, not a curated record. Gene Ontology annotation, molecular function: RNA polymerase II cis-regulatory region sequence-specific DNA binding; protein dimerization activity; DNA-binding transcription factor activity, RNA polymerase II-specific. The transcript has 2 exons. The coding region runs from base 1036 to 3351 and encodes 771 amino acids.